This is a messenger RNA of Ustilaginoidea virens, 1086 nucleotides long. RefSeq lists its product as uncharacterized. Gene Ontology annotation, molecular function: ferrous iron transmembrane transporter activity. Gene Ontology annotation, cellular component: high-affinity iron permease complex; plasma membrane. The transcript has 4 exons. The coding region runs from base 1 to 1086 and encodes 361 amino acids. Lineage: Eukaryota; Fungi; Ascomycota; Sordariomycetes; Hypocreales; Clavicipitaceae. The record is from RefSeq and is a predicted model, not a curated record. Gene Ontology annotation, biological process: iron ion transmembrane transport.
AUGGCCAAGGACGUGUUUUCCGUGCCCGUGUUCCUCGUCGUCUUCCGGGAGACGCUCGAGACGGUCAUCAUCGUCUCCGUGCUGCUGGCCUUUCUCAAGCAGACCCUGGAUGGCCCCGACAAAGACGUCAAGACGUACAACGCCUUGCGAAAACAGAUUUGGCUCGGCGUGGCCGCGGGCUUUCUGGUCUGCAUGGUUGCCGCCUCUGCCCUCAUCGGCGUCUUCUACACCGUCGGCUCCAACGGGUGGGACGCCAACGAAAACUACUACGAAGGCGCCUUCUGCCUCUUUGCCGCCGUCAUCAUCACCGUCAUGGGCGCUGCUCUCCUCCGCAUCGGCAAGAUGCAGGCCAAGUGGCGCCUGAAGCUUGCCAAGGCGGUAGAGUCUCCGGUCAAGGCAGGGUCCCGCGGCUGCUUCGCCCACUUUCUCGAAAAGUACGCCAUGUUCUUCCUGCCCUUUGUCACGGUGCUCCGCGAGGGCAUCGAGGCCGUCGUCUUCGUGGCCGGCGUGACCUUUUCCGCGCCUGCCUAUGCGGUGCCUCUGCCUGUCGUGGUCGGCCUCCUGGUCGGCGGGCUCGUCGGCUGGAUUCUGUACAAGGGCGGGUCCUCUGCCAAGCUGCAAAUCUUCCUGGUCGCGUCAACGUGCCUCCUGUAUCUCGUCGCUGCCGGCUUGUUCUCCCGAGGCGUCUGGCACUUGGAGGCCCAGAAGUGGAACGAAGCCAUCGGUGGCGAUGCCGCGGAAACGGGUAGCGGGCCUGGAUCGUACGACAUCGACCAGAGCGUCUGGCACGUAAAUUGCUGCUCACCUACGGCCGCCAACAACGGCGGCUGGGGCGUCUUCAACGCAAUCCUGGGGUGGCAAAACUCCGCCACCUACGGAUCCGUCAUCUCGUACAACCUUUACUGGAUCUUUGUUAUGCUCUGCUUUGCCGCUAUGCGGUUCAAGGAGACAAAGGGUCACUGGCCGCUUGUCAAGGCCAGGCGCGCCUCUCGACCCGACCUUUCGCAGGCCGAUAGCACGAGCCAGGAGGGAGGUGUCGUUGAAAAGACCCCCGGCGUGAAAGAGACGGGCACUGCCAGCGCCUAG